CGGGCCCGGGCGGGGCAGUCUGGCCGCCUGCGAGCCCAGCCCGCGGCCGUCGACCUUCCCCCUCCCUUAGAAAGCGCGGGCUGCUCUGAGGGGCCGGGGGUGGCUAUCCCGUAAGGGAAACGGACGAAAGAGGGAAAAACAAGCGGCCAUCUCUUCACAGCCCCAGAAGGGACCCGCCUCCCUACGGGUCUUUCCGGAAUCUCGAGGCAGUGUUGGAAGCCGUGAGUAAGGGUACGCUCCUACCCCCACCCGCAGCCCUGGUCGCAGAGGCUACUUCCGGUCCAGAGUGGAGCGCGCGCUAAACGCGAGGCGCCGGGCUUUGCUCCGGGAGUGUGAGGGCGCUGCACUGUUCUCCGGCUGUGCCUGAGGAGAUAUUUCAGUGGUCUCCAAAGACAACUUCAUAUCUAGAUAAUGUAACAGAAAGGGUCAGAAAACAUUAGGCAAAUAAAAGUGUGGAGUAUAUUAAGCAAGAUGAACAUCACUGGAAGCAGUUGUGGAAGUCCUACUUCUGCAGAUGUAUCUAAUGACUUUAAGGAACUUUGGACAAAACUGAAGGAGUAUCAUGAUAAAGAAGUACAAGGUUUACAAGUAAAAGUAACCAAACUGAAAAAGGAACGGAUUUUAGAUGCACAAAGGCUGGAAGAAUUUUUCACCAAGAAUCAACAGCUCAGAGAGCAGCAGAAAGUCCUUCAUGAAACCAUUAAAGUCUUAGAAGAUCGGUUAAGAGCAGGGCUAUGUGAUCGCUGUGCAGUAACUGAAGAACAUAUGCGGAAAAAGCAACAAGAAUUUGAAAAUAUCCGGCAGCAGAACCUUAAACUUAUCACAGAGCUUAUGAAUGAAAAGAAUACUCUACAGGAAGAAAACAAAAAGCUUUCUGAACAACUGCAGCAGAAAAUUGGGAAUGAUCAACAGCAUCAGGCAACUGACCCUGAAUCUGAGGAGAAUGUUAUUCCACAUUCACCAAUAACGGCUUUUUCAUUUUCUGGAGUUAACCGACUUCGAAGAAAGGAGAACCUCCAUGUCCGAUAUGUAGAACAAACACAUAGUAAAUUGGAGCAUUCUGUAUGUACAAAUGAAUUGAGAAAAGUUCCAAAGUCUUCAGCUCUUUCACGACAUAACCCUAAUGAAAGUGAAAUUCUAGUGGCUGACACUUGUGAUCAAAGUCAGUCUUCCAUGACUAAAACACAUGGAACAAGCAGUUAUCCCACUGAUAAGUCAUCUUUUAAUUUAGCUACAGUAGUUGCUGAAACACUUGGACUUAGUGUUCAAGAAGAAUCUGAAUCUCAAGAUCCCAUGAGUCCUCUUGAUGAUGAGCUCUACCACUGUCUGGAAGAUCACAAGAAACAGCCUUUUGAAGAACCCACAAGAAAUGAUAAAGAUGGUUUAAGAUUUUCAGAUUCUACUUCAAAGACUCCUCCCCAAGAAGAAUUGACUACUCGGGCAUCAUCUCCUGUAUUUGGAGCUACCUCUAAUGUGAAAAGUACUUUAGGUUUAAAUACAAGCUUGUCACCUUCUCUUUUAGAGACUGGGAAAAAAAACUACCUGAAAACAGCCACUUUAAACAAUACUUCUAAUUCCAGAUCAGAGAAAACUAGAUCAAAAUCUGAAGAUAGCAUCUUUUUCACACAUCAUAAUCUUGGGUCUGAAGUGAACAUGAUCAUUAACCAGUCAUCUUCUAAAAAGCAGAUGCUUAUAAAUAAAAAUAUAAAUGAGUCCAGAGGUGCACAGGAUAGUACUGAUCACAUUAAAGAUGCCAUUACUGAUAAAGAUAAACAUUUAGUGCCUUUGAAACCAUUGGGAGGCAGAACAUUCAAAAGGAAGAAAACUGAGGAAGAAAGUGACCAUGAAGUAAAUUGCCCCCAAGCCUCUUUUGAUAAAGAAAAUGCUUUUCCUUUUCCAACGGAGAGUAAUUUGGCCAUUGGUGGAGACUAUGUGAUGGAUAAACCUCUGGAUCUGUCUGAUCGGUUUUCAGCUAUUCAGCGUCAAGAGAAAAGCCAAGGAAGUGAGACCUCUAAAAACAGAUCGAGGCAAAUGACUCUUUAUGAGGCUUUGAAACCUGUUCCAAAGAGUUCUUCCUCAAGUCGAAAGGGCUUGAAUGGGAGCUGCAUGUUAACCAGAGAUUCCCCAGAGGAUCCCUGUGUGCAAGAAUGCAUCCUCCAGUCCUUGAGUAAAUCCUCCCCAGAUAAUAAAACAUCAUUACAAAUAAAAGAAGAAAAUCCUGUCUUCAAAAUCCCACCGCGUCCACGUGAAAGUUUGGAGACAGAGACUCUUUUUGAUGACAUGAAGGGUGCUGGUUCUCGUGAACCAAUAAAAAUGAAAACCAAGUCAGUUCAAGGAGCGUGUGAACUUGCAUCAGUUCUUCAGUUAAAUCCAUGUAGAAUUGCUAAAACAAAGCUUCUACAAAACAAUGACGAGGUAUCUUUUGAAAAUAUCCAGUGGAGUAUAGAUCCAGGAGCAGACCUUUCUCAGUAUAAAAUGGAUAUUACUGUAAUAGAUACAAAGGAUGGCAUUCAGUCAAAAUUAGGAGAGACAGUGGACAUGGACUGUACGUUGGUUAGUGAAACUGUGCUUUUAAAAAUGAAGAAGCAAGAGCAGAAAGAAAAAAGUACAAAUGGAGAAAGAAAAAUGAAUGACAGCUUGGAAGAUAUGUUUGAGCGGACAACACAUGAGGAAUAUGAAUCCUGUUUGGCAGAAAGUUUCCCCCAAGUAGCGGAAGAAAAGGAGGAAUUGUCAGCAGCUACAAACACCUGUGGUGAUAAACGUGAUAAAGUCAAGCAGAAAGCAUUUGUGGAGCCAUAUUUUAAAGAUGAUGAAAGAGAGACUAGCCUACAUAAUUUUCCUCAUAUUGAAGUGGUUCGGAAAAAAGAAGAGAGAAGAAAAUUGCUUGGUCAUACAUGUAAGGAAUGUGAAAUUUAUUAUGCAGAUAUACCACCAGAAGAACGAGAAAAGAAGUUGGCUUCCUGCUCAAGACACCGAUUCCGCUACAUUCCACCCAACACACCAGAGAAUUUCUGGGAAGUUGGUUUUCCUUCCACUCAGACUUGUGUGGAGAGAGGUUACAUUAAGGAAGAUCUUGAUCCUUGUCCUCGUCCAAAAAGACGGCAGCCUUACAAUGCAAUGUUUUCUCCAAAAGGGAAGGAACAGAAGACAUAGAUGUAAGCAAAAGCUUGAGAACAGAGGACAGUUUUUUCUUUGAUAGUUAUUUAUAGUUAAAAUUAGUGUUAAAACUGUUUUUUUGAUCUUCUAUAAACUGAUUUAUAAAUCGGUUUUCUAUUGAAAAUGUUUUUAAAUGGCAUUUAGCAACCACACAAUUAUUUAAAGUAUAGAUGAGAGUUCAAGUUGUAUUUUCUUGCUUUUGCACCUUUAAAACAAUAAGGUGUCUUCACUUUGCACUCUAAUUAAAGAGACAUUUAUUUGGUAAUAUCUAAUUACAGUUUCGAAAAUAUGAUAGCUUUAGUGUGUGAUUUGUUACCUUCAUUUAUUUUUCUUUUACUCCAUCGUCCCUUGAUAUUUACAUUCAGCAUUGACUUCAUUCUUUUAAUCAUUUGCUCU
Choloepus didactylus (southern two-toed sloth) is the source of this 3552-nucleotide messenger RNA. RefSeq names its product RB binding protein 8, endonuclease (gene RBBP8). The record is from RefSeq and is a predicted model, not a curated record. The coding region runs from base 472 to 3153 and encodes 893 amino acids. The transcript has 19 exons. Lineage: Eukaryota; Metazoa; Chordata; Mammalia; Pilosa; Megalonychidae. Gene Ontology annotation, molecular function: damaged DNA binding; Y-form DNA binding; double-stranded DNA binding. Gene Ontology annotation, cellular component: site of double-strand break. Gene Ontology annotation, biological process: double-strand break repair via homologous recombination; DNA double-strand break processing involved in repair via single-strand annealing.